AUGGUUUAUCUUGCAGGGAGAGCCCACAGCUGGACCUCUGUGGCACAUCUGGAGCGUGAGGCCCAGAGCAGCAAAGUCGCUGCAGCAGUUCAGGUCCCCAAAUACUUGUCACAACAGUGGAAUAAAGCUGCAGGAAGAGGUGAAGUGGGAAAACUAAGGAUUGCCAAAAAUCAAGGAAGAACAGAAGUGUCAUUUACUUUGAAUGAAGAGCUUGCAAGCAUCAAUGAUAUUGGAGGAAAACCUGCUUCAGUCAGUGCACCAAGAGAACAUCCAUUUCUCUUGCAAAGUGUGGGAGGACAGACCUUAACAGUGUUCACAGAAAGUUCAGUAGAAAGCCAAGCAGAAGAAAAAUCUGAAAGCAGCAGCACUGAUAAACUUUCCUUGGAAGGAAUAGUGGUGCAACGUGCUGAAUGCAGACCUGCAGCUAGUGAAAAUUAUAUGAAACUGAAAAGAUUACAGAUAGAAGAAUCUUCUAAACCUGUAAGGCUGUCACAGCAGCUGGACAAAGCUGUAACCACGAACUAUAAACCGGUGGCUAAUCAUCAAUAUAAUAUUGAAUAUGAGAAGAAGAAGAAAGAAGAUGGAAAACGGGCUCGAGCUGAUAAACAACAAGUGUUGGACAUGCUUUUUUCAGCCUUUGAGAAACAUCAGUAUUACAACAUUAAAGACCUGGUAGACAUAACCAAACAGCCAGUGAUAUACUUGAAAGAAAUUUUAAGAGAAAUAGGCAUCUACAACGUGAAGGGGACCCACAAAAACACAUGGGAGCUGAAGCCAGAAUACAGACACUACCAAGGAGAAGACAAGAGUGAUUAACAAAAGUGUUUACAAAGCAAGUGAGAAUUAGAGUGAUUGCACUGAGGGAACCGUGGUGGGUUUACAGACAGGACUGAGCACAGCGCAAUUCUGCAAGGUUCAAGUUAAAUUAAAGCAGCUGAUGCUUUGUAAUUUUCUGUAGCUUCAGGUUUUUUCCAAGGAAUACUUCUUGUAUGUUUCUAUAAGUGUUCUGUCUUUUGACAAGAAAAAAUAUUUAUAGAAUAAACUUGUAUUAGAUUUAUCUUUAUUAGAAAUCUUUUGAGUUCUCAUCUUACUUUUUCUUGGUAGCUUUGUGGCUUUUCCAAGCCUCGAUGACGUUGAAAGAAAACGUGUCCUAGAGGAACCCGUAACUCUUUGUUCCAGUAGAACCAGGUUAAUACCCUCACUUCUGCUGGGAUCUGUCAGGGCUUCGUCUGGAAGGCUGAAAAGUUCCACAACCCUUUGUGCAGCGCUUGGGUGGAACGGACAUGGUGCUCCUUUUGGGAUCAGGCUUUAGGAAAAACAGCCGCAACCGUGGUGCUCAUCACAGUCCUUAGACUCCAUGGGAACAAAUCAACACAGUUAAAAACCGGUAAAGCAAAGGCUGUUUGACACGCAGGUCAGUGGGAAGACAACAAUCCCCUCCAGGUAAUUACUGAGAAAAAAAAAAAAUGAAAUGUCUGUCUGUUAGGUACAUCAAGGAACAGAUUUAUCUUUUGGUUGGUUUUUAUGAUGUUACCUAUGUUUUAUGUUUAAGCAUAUCAAUAAAAGCGUUAUUUUCAUUUGUA
Molecule: messenger RNA, 1583 nt
Organism: Egretta garzetta (little egret)
Lineage: Eukaryota; Metazoa; Chordata; Aves; Pelecaniformes; Ardeidae
Gene: GTF2F2
Product: general transcription factor IIF subunit 2
Exons: 9
Coding region: 1-816 (271 amino acids)
Biological process (GO): transcription by RNA polymerase II; transcription initiation at RNA polymerase II promoter
Cellular component (GO): transcription factor TFIIF complex
Source: RefSeq, a predicted model, not a curated record